UGCUGGAGAAAAUCGGGGCACUGUAAACGUGCUCACGAGCAGACACAUCAUCCACAUUCCCUAGCUGGGCUGUUGCUCAACUCAGACCAGUUUCUGGCGGACAGCCGAAUCCACAGGUUUCAACAGCUGAUCCAACGGGAAAACAAGUGGCGAGUGAAGUUUCAAGUUGUGUUGAAAAUCGUUAACGUGAAUAGUGAACUUGCCUAAGUUGGAACAAACUUUCGUUGUGUUUUUACUCUCCAGCGAAUUUGAGGACCUAGCACGGCGUUGGAAGCUUUGUCUAGCUCACCAAGACGAAAGCGGCUCUUCGAUGACCCGACGUAACUGGUGAUCUCUCGACAUCUUCAUGAUGAUGUCACCCCGUCAUCGAACCUGGACUUUCCUGGUGAUUUGCCUCCUGGCCAAUCUCCCAAGGCAAUGCCAAUGUCUUGAACUCUUCGCUCAUGUGUCUCAGCAUGGUGUCAGAGGAGUCAUCUCAUUCAAACAGUCAGAAUCUGCUGGUACAUCGGCCGACGCCGCAACGACAACAACAACAACAACAACAACAACACUCUCAGAAGUUCAGAUCAAGGUGAAUCUGACGAUAUCAGAGGAUUAUGCUGGUGAAUAUUCAUGGGGCAUUUACCAAUUCCCGAUCGACUACACGGUGCAGGAUUUCUGUGACAGUCGCAUGCUGGGCAGAAGACCUAUCGUGAAUUUUGAUGAGCACCUCGGCAAACUCAUGCUUCCGACUGAAAACCAGCCCGUGAUUGAAUUGUCCACGUCAGAAAUUCUGCUCCGAGGGAAGGAUUCCAUUUGGGGACGGAGUCUAGUCUUGGUGGGUCCAUCCAAAGCCAGGAUAUGUGCCACCAUUCUUCCCGAUCCCAAUCAAAAUCCCCUGAAGGUGGCAGAAGCCAGGUUCACCUCUCCCAUUGCUGGAUCGGUGUGGUUCACCACUAUGAGCUUCGGCGAUGGCGUGGAGACGAAAAUAUUCUCCAACUUAUUUCACACGCAAGGAACGAAAUCCACGGCCAACGAUUGGAAGAUUUAUAUCAGUGACGCUUUGGAUUCAUCCCUCGAUGUCAAUGGUCAAAGUUGUGAUUUCCUGCAGACUCUGUACGAUCCUGAGCAUCGCUCUGGAGAGGGUUGCUCCGAGGAUGAUCCUGGAAAAUGCCGAGAAGGUGAUCUCACGGGGAAGUUUGGCCAAGUUCGGGUUGGAAAGACCGAGAGCAUGUUCACCAAAGCAUAUCACAAUGACGUCGAUAUCACAUUGCCAGAAUUGGACGGCAGCCAGGCCUUAUUCUUAGUGCUGUUUGACGCAGACCACCAAGAUAGUUUCUUCACGUGUGCAAAACUCCGUGGCAUCCCUGUACGUCAUGCCCGAGCGGGAUUCAUGGAGGACGGGAUCAAGGGUGAGAUCAGUUUCAAGCAAAUGUCUCCUUUUCACCCAACCACGACUCUGGUUCACCUAACGGGUCUGAACCAAAGCACAGGCGGAUUUCACGUUCACGAAUACCCUGUGCCUCAGAAAAUGGAAGCCGAUAACAAUCGAUGUCUUCGCACUGGCGGGCAUCUUAAUCCCUUCAAGAUUGACAAAUCCGUUAGUCCGAAGCCUGGACAAGGAAGUUUCGACAAGUAUGAGGUGGGCGACUUAAGUGGAAAGUAUGGCAGCUUUCAAGAUCAAAAUGUGCGCUUUGAUGAGUUUAUCGAUCCAACGUUGUCUCUAUUUGGAAAAUGGUCCAUUGUGGGGCGAUCCAUUGUGAUUCAUGAGAUACCCGUGCCGCAUCGUUUAGCGUGCACAAAUAUUGACUUGGUGGAUCGCGAGAUGCUGACAGCUGUGGCUGAGUACACAUACCCCAUAGCUGGGAGGAUCAUCUUCAGACAGGAGCUGGAGGAUCCCUUCUCAGACACGCAAGUAUUUGUCGAGUCGCUGGUUUAUUCAGAUGGUAGCAAGAAUGGCACCACGGAUCAUCCGUGGCAUGUCCACACCGCCAUCCCUGGCAAGGACUAUUUCAAUUGGACCGGGCGCUGCCUCAGUGCCAUGGACCACUUCAAUCCCUAUGACGUCAGUUUGGAAGAUAACGUCUACAAUGAAUGCCGUAAUGACCACACACCAUACCGAUGCGAGUUGGGUGAUCUCGCUAACAAGCUCGGACGGCUGAGUGUGGCCGGGCGUAAGAAAAACAUUCAAGAAACCCUUCGUUUUUACACUGACACCAACUUACCCUUGAGUGGGCCCACCGGAAUCAUUGGGAGGUCCAUUGUCAUUCACGAUGACAAGGCACCCGAACACAGAGGUGAUCGAAUGGCAUGCACCGGUAUCUAUCGCCAAUAUCGACACAAAGCAGUGGCACGAGAUUGGUUUGGUAAUGGGGUCAUUCCCCCACCAGUUGAUGGCAAGCUCGAGUUCAUUCAAGACACUGGCAAGUCAUUAGCUCACACUCUGGUCGAUCUUCAGGGCUUGGACGAGGAGGCGUAUGCCUAUCAUGUUCAUCUCAUCCCCGUCCAAGACCAUCUGGAGUUUCCGUGCACUGGUGAUGCCGUUGGGGGUCAUUUCAACCCUUUUGAUUAUGAUGCGAGUGCCAGUCCAAAGCCCGGUGAAGGCACCCCCGAUCAGUACGAAAUUGGCGAUCUGAGUGGGAAAUAUGGCUCUUUGGACGGAAAGAAUGAGAUCCGGGGUAUCUUCAAUGACUCGAACCUGCCUCUAUUUGGUUUGAACAGCAUUGUGGGUCGAAGCAUCGUGAUUCACAAAAAGUUCAAAGCUGAACGGUGGGCUUGUGCCUCCAUUGGAUGGGGGUUUGACCCCGAUGAGGCCCGUGAAAUUAAAGCGGUGGCAUCCUUCCACCAUCCUAAUGGCUUUGCAUGGGGGUACAUUCGCUUCAGUCAGGUUGUCUAUCACGAUGGAAGCUCCACAGACACUUCCAUCGUUGUGAGACUCAAGCAUCCAGGGAAGACUAAUAAGGACUUCACCAGUGGGCACAAUUGGUCAAUCUGGGUCAAUCCCGUAGGUCAUGACGCCAGUAUCAAGUACGAAGGCGCACGUUGCACAGCUGCUGGCUAUAGGUGGAACCCCACGUUCAUCCAAUUGGCAGAUCCUAAUGAUCAUGGGUUCUACUCGGAGGAAUGCGGACCCGAUAAUCCAUUGCGGUGUGAAAUUGGCGAUCUGUCCGGUCGAUUGGGCACCAAACUGAGUGUGGGUGGCAGAGCACUCGUCAUCAACGACGUGAACCUUCCGCUGACGGGGGAUUGGUUCAAAAAUGCCAUUGGCAAGUCUAUCAUCAUCCAUGGGCCAGAUGAGUCACCGGAUAGGAUGGCGUGUGCCAACAUUGAGGAGGACAAGGAUAUUGUCAAGUUUGCUUCCAUUGAGGUCAAGUCCCGGUUCAAUCUAGCCACCUUCAUGGAGGAGGUUCAGGCCAUCAUGGGGGUCCCAGAAUGGUUCCUUUACCUCGAUGCCCGAGCUACCAAGACCUUGUACAAUGGGAAAUGCAUCAAGAUCAGGCUCCAUUUCACGGGUCCGUAUGCCAACAAAUUGGAGCAAGACUUUGCCUUUCUAUUGAGGACGGGUCGACUGGACAAGCCCUCGAUCCCCAUCCCCGGUUUCGUACCUGAUCCGCUCAGAAAGACCAAGUUGGGGUACAAAGAGUGUGGCAGUGACAGUAUCAAAAACCAAAUUAUUGGUACCAGCAAUGACUUGUAUUCUAGUCUUUCUGCGGGCAAUUCCUGCGCUCCAAGUGCAAACCUCAUCUUUGCCACCACUGGCCUAAUCACAAUCAUACUUGUAAGACUGUUCAUUCACUCGAACUGAAGGGUACCCCAUGGAACUCCCCAUCCGCCCCAUCAAGAGGCGGGCACAUCAAAAUAACGAGAAAGCAAGUUCAAACUGUGUGUCUGUCAAUGCAACGGACGAAUACGAAAGAACGUUGCGUGAUUGGUUUCUAUUGACAGCUUGGCUGGGAAAGUGAUUGAUUUACCAGGCCUACCUGGCCUACCAUACUCCGAGUGUGACAGUAUGAGGCUUCUUCAUGUGUAGAUCAUUUCCACCUACCCGAAAGUGAUCUUGCCUACAGUACAGAGUCCUCCAAGAUGAGAAGGAACAAAAGUCAUCCUCUAUACCGCACCGAGCACUCCAUAUCCCACCCACCCAUCGACUUAUUUAUUAUUCAUUAUAUAAAUAUCUACCUACAAAAUUGCCUAACUUGAACCUGAGCAAUAAGUGAGGAAACGUUUUGAGAGACGAUAUGAAGUACACCCAAAACACAAUUUGCCACUUGGAAAAUAAAGUUAGUCAAAUAUAGAACGACGAUUACACCGA
Molecule: messenger RNA, 4291 nt
Organism: Tigriopus californicus
Lineage: Eukaryota; Metazoa; Arthropoda; Copepoda; Harpacticoida; Harpacticidae
Gene: Rsod
Exons: 2
Coding region: 347-3784 (1145 amino acids)
Biological process (GO): superoxide metabolic process
Molecular function (GO): metal ion binding
Source: RefSeq, a predicted model, not a curated record